GUGCCCACCGCGCCUGCCGCGUAGUCAGCCGGAGAGCGCGCCAGGCGGCAGCUAAAGAGGCAGUGGCUCCCGCGGUCUUAGCGUUGGGGCUGGGGCGAUGGCGGCGACCGCGGUGGCUGCAGGGGCGGGGGCCGUGGCGGGAACCGAGUCGGCCCAGGGUCCCCCGGGCCCGGCGGCGGCGCUGGAGCUGUGGCUCAACAAAGCCACAGACCCAAGCAUGUCGGAACAGGAUUGGUCAGCUAUCCAGAAUUUCUGUGAGCAGGUGAACACUGACCCCAAUGGCCCCACACACGCGCCCUGGCUACUGGCCCACAAGAUCCAGUCUCCGCAAGAGAAGGAAGCUCUUUAUGCCUUAACAGUGCUGGAGAUGUGCAUGAACCACUGUGGGGAGAAGUUUCACGGCGAGGUGGCCAAAUUCCGUUUCCUGAACGAGCUCAUCAAAGUGUUGUCCCCAAAGUACCUGGGGUCCUGGGCCACAGAAAAAGUAAAAGGAAGAGUCAUUGAAAUACUCUUUAGUUGGACAGUAUGGUUUCCUGAAGACGUCAAGAUCCGAGACGCCUAUCAGAUGCUGAAGAAACAAGGAAUUAUAAAACAAGACCCUAAACUGCCAGUGGAUAAAAUCUUACCCCCACCAUCUCCCUGGCCCAAGAGCUCCAUCUUUGAUGCUGAUGAAGAAAAGUCCAAGCUUCUGACAAGGCUUCUGAAAAGCAACCACCCCGAGGACCUUCAGGCUGCAAACCGGUUGAUCAAGAAUUUGGUCAAGGAGGAGCAAGAAAAAUCGGAGAAGGUGUCCAAGAGGGUCAGUGCAGUGGAGGAAGUGCGAAGCCAUGUGAAGGUACUGCAGGAGAUGCUGAGCAUGUACCACAGGCCAGGGCAGGCCCCGCCUGACCAGGAGGCCUUGCAGGUUGUAUAUGAGAGGUGUGAAAAGCUGAGGCCCACCCUGUUCCGGCUGGCAAGUGACACCACUGAUGAUGAUGAUGCACUUGCGGAAAUUCUCCAGGCAAAUGACCUCCUCACUCAAGGAGUUCUGCUGUACAAACAGGUGAUGGAGGGCCGGGUCACCUUUGGAAACACAGUGACUAGCUCAAUGGGAGACAUCCCUGUUUCUAGAGUCUUUCAGAAUCCAGCAGGCUGCAUGAAGACCUGCCCCUUGAUUGACUUGGAGGUGGACAAUGGACCUGCACAGGCGGGGACUGUGGCGCCAUCUUUGCUUCAUCAGGACCUGGCAGCCUUGGGAAUCAGUGAUGCUCCUGUUACAGGCACGGUUGCUGAUCAGAAUUGCUAUGAGGAAAAGAGGAAUCCCUCCGCCAGCACGCUGCCAGGCAGUGGCAUUCAGAACCCUUCUGCAGACAGGAAUUUGCUGGACCUCCUCUCACCACAGCCGGCUCUGGGCCCUCUGAAUUAUGUUUCGCAGAAAAGUAUCCCCAAGGACGUGCCACCAGGUACUAAGUCCUCUCCAGGUUGGUCCUGGGAGGCUGGCCCGUUGGCCCCUUCCCCAUCUUCACAGAAUACACCUCUGGCUCAAGUGUUUGUCCCUUUGGAGUCUGUUAAGCCCAGCAGCCUGCCGCCUCUCAUUGUGUAUGACCGGAACGGAUUCAGAAUUCUGCUCCACUUCUCCCAGACGGGAGUCCCUGGCCACCCAGAGGUGCAAGUGCUGCUCUUGACCAUGAUGAGCACGGCUCCCCAGCCUGUCUGGGAUAUCAUGUUUCAAGUGGCUGUGCCAAAGUCAAUGAGAGUGAAGCUGCAGCCGGCCUCCAGCUCUAAGCUUCCUGCAUUCAGUCCUUUGAUGCCUCCAGCUGUGAUAUCUCAGAUGCUGCUGCUGGACAAUCCACACAAAGAACCUAUCCGUUUACGGUACAAGCUAACAUUCAACCAAGGUGGACAGCCUUUCAGCGAAGUAGGAGAAGUGAAAGACUUUCCAGACCUGGCUGUCUUGGGUGCAGCCUAACUUCACAAGACAGACCCUUCAUUUCAAGCUUAGGAUGGUGUUACUUUUGCUGUCUAGUCAGGACUAAUCACAGUGUUUCAGUGCAGUGCCAAGAGUCCUAUCCUGACGUCAGGCUCUGGGUGUCAACCUCUGACUUACUCUGCAGAUGGGUGUGUGUGUGUGUCUGGUUGUCAACCUCUGACUUAUUCUGCAGAUGCUGUCUCUGUGUGUGUCUGGGUGUCAGCCUCUGACUUAUUCUGCAGAUGGGUGUGUGUGUGUGUGUGUGUGUGUGUGUGUGUGUGUGUGGUUGGGGGAGAGGGUGGUAGUGCAGGCUUGGGAUAUCAGCAGUAUCAUCAUCUCUGCUACAAUCAUGUUUCUGCAUGUCAGCAGACACUGUCCCUGCCUCAGGUUGGAGGUUUUAUAAGCCAAAGUUUUUUUCCGUGUAUUGUUCGUUCCAUUAAUCCACUGUGCCUUGUCAGCCUUUGAAAGUCUUGGUUGCUCCCAGGCUGCUGUUCUCAGGGACCUUAAAAGGGACCUGGUUAGUCUUGGGGCAGAGAGUAUCUUCUGGGGCACUCUCUUCCAAGAAAGACCUUGUCUCCAUUUUCAUUAGACAAUGCUUCUUGUGUGUGUUCUGGAAGAUCUUCUAAAUGGAAUGCUUGUUGCAUUGUUCCCAGGUGAGUGGCUGCCAUGAGACCUGAGGACCAUGCUUGGGGGACCAAUCAUGUCCUUCACCAUUGUGCCUUAGAAUUGCCCCGAGACAAGACCUUUGGGCAGAGGGGAAAGCAGCUCCCAGGCCUUAUUCAGGUCUCAGGUCCAUGGGUUGGGCAGCCAGUCUGGGCCCUUCUCAGGACCCUCAUCUCCAUCCUCAAUUAUCCUCUUCACAACAUUUGCUUCGAGCUCUUUGUCACGGACACCAUGUUGGUCAUGGUGAAUUGGCCAACAGCCAGCCCUUGCCAGUUAACAUCACAAUCUAAGAUGAGGAACUGUGGUGCAGAUAGACAUGAAGAGAGCUUAGUAGUGAUUGAGGUGGUGACUAAAUAUACAGUCAUUGAAUAAAUACCAUGUAGCAAGUGUACUUUGUAGAGUCUUGAGUAAGUUGCGUUUAGCGAUGAUAGGCCUAAAGGGAAGUAUCUUCUGUCCAGAAGUAAAAGAAACUUCAUGAAGGAUGUAGAAGCUUAACUGCCUCCGUGAAGAGAGAACCUGAAGAUCUGAGGAAAGCUGGACAGGAGAGGUGGAUAUUGCAUUUGUAAUAUGACAGAAAAAUUCGAGUUUAUAUUAGUGACCACUUACUGUGUGCUGGGAACUUGAAUGUGUGUUGACAAGUCCUGCUUGGCCUGAUCGGUGGGAGAAGGAACCUGAGGCUGGCUGAGAUGGCCAGGCAUCUGACCCGGCUGGGUGGGUUUCUACCUCUGAAACUGCAAGGCGCUGUUUGGAGCUCUUCAUCACAAUAUCUGAUAUUUUUACAGUGUGAUCUUUUGACUUCUACAUGUAGUGGAAAUCUGCCAACACUAAUUGGUGGAGAUGGGAACUGUAAGAUAUCAGGUAUGCUAAUUUUAAGCAAAUGUGAAAGCUCAUAAAACAGAUAAACAGUGGGGUGAUUUCAUUUGCCAUAAUUCACAUAAGACGAAUUGUAAUCUAAAAGUACUUUCUUGCUUGUGUUCUGUGUAGUUAUCCCCCCUCCCCGCUUUUCUUGAGGCCAAGUCUCACACUGUUGCCCAGGCUGUAGUAGUGCAGUAGUCUGAUCUCAGCUCACUGCAAUUUCUGCCUACUAGGUUCAAGCAAUUCUUGUGUCUCAGCCUCCCAAGUAGCUGGGACUACAGGCCUGAGCCACCAUGCCCAGCUAAUUUUUAUAUUUUUAAUAGAGACGGGAUUUCACCAUGUUGGUCAGGCUGGUCUCGAACUCCUGACCUCAGGUGAUGCACCCGCCUCCGCCUCCCAGAGUGCUGGGAUUACAGGCGUGAGCCACUGCACCUGCCCUCUAUUUAGCUUUUAUAGGCUCUUUUGCUGUUUCAUAGUCUGGAAAGAGGUACCUAUCAUAAUGGGUAACAGCAUCUCCCUAUGAAAGGUUUUUGGUUAAAAUGGGUGAAUGAGACUUAAAGUCAGGCCUUCUCCCCUAUAGUUCAAAGGUAGACUUGUGUGUAUACCUGAACAUUCUUGCUUUUGAGGAGACAGACUCGUAAUGGUACUACUGUGCUUAGGUGUUGGACAGGAUAGGGGUGGGAGGAGAGAAGGCAGGCUGCUGUCCUGAAAGUGGCUGUGGUUUAUGUCAUCACUGCCUUCUAAUCAGCAAGUCCAGUGGCCACUUAGAACCCAGCUCCUACCUCUUCAUUCACUCAACAAGUAGUUAAUUGGCCAGGCGCAGUGGCUCACGCCUAUAAUCCCAGCAUUUUUGGAGGCUGAAUGGGAUGAUCGCUUGACCCCAGGAUUUCAAGUCCAUCCUGGGCUACAUAGUGAGACCUUGUCUCUAUUUAAAAAAAAAAAGUUAUUGACAAGCUUCCCUGAGCCAGGUACCACCCUGAAGGAGCUUCUGUUCUUUGGGGAGAAGCAAAUUCAUGAUGUGUGUGUUGGAGCUCUGGCCCUCAUGGCCAGUGCUUUCCAGUAUCCUGAACUCUGCAGGGUUCCCUGUUUAUCCCUAUUUCUUGACCUACCUCUAUGACUGCUCUUACUCCUCUGUCCCUUAAGUGUGGUGGUUUUCCAGAGUCCAGUCUUCAGGACUUGCCCAUCCACACGCCUGGCAGUCAGGUGGCUCUAAACCAUGUAGAUGGAUUAUAGAUCUCUCUCAAGCUGCCACCUCAUUGCUGAGCCCAGAUGAUAUUUCAUUCUGUCAGUGGGUAUCUGUAGCUGGAGAUUCCACUGUUGCUUCAAUCUCAGUUACUUAGAAUGGAACCCACAGUCCUGCCCUUUUCCACCUACAUGCUCUUACUUGGAAGCACCUGAGACUUACUGGGUCCCUGAUUCCUGCUUCAUUGUAUCCACAGAGUAAUUUCAUGUCAUGUUGCCUGUUUUCUGCAUAAUCCCAUAUCACAUCCUCCCUGCACUUACAUUGUCACUGCUCUGGUUUGGGCUUUUUGUUUUCUUUUUUGACAAUGCCUGUGUCCCAAUUCUGAGUACCAACUGCAAAUCUGAGCAUUUGACCAGGUGAAAAAUUCUGAAUGGCUUCCUGAUACUUACCUGCUUACGGGAUCAAAUUCAAGUUGCACAUUGGCACUCGGUGCCCUUCUGGUAUCAUCUGCCAAGACUAGGGCCUGCUUCACCACAGCCACAAUAAAGUCCUUUCAAGCCCUGAUAA
Molecule: messenger RNA, 5216 nt
Organism: Callithrix jacchus (white-tufted-ear marmoset)
Lineage: Eukaryota; Metazoa; Chordata; Mammalia; Primates; Cebidae
Gene: GGA2
Product: golgi associated, gamma adaptin ear containing, ARF binding protein 2
Biological process (GO): intracellular protein transport; Golgi to plasma membrane transport; protein localization to cell surface
Cellular component (GO): trans-Golgi network
Molecular function (GO): ubiquitin binding; small GTPase binding; phosphatidylinositol binding
Source: RefSeq, a predicted model, not a curated record